CCACCUCCUCCUCCUCCUCCGAUAUCCCUCACAAUGUUCUCUGCCGCCCGCCAUGCUGUUCGCCCCCAGUCGCUGCGCUCAGGCGCAUUCGCGCAGAUCCCGCGAUCUAUGAUUGCGCGGAAUAUGAAUAGCAAGGUUAAUGGCCCCGUCAUUGGUAUUGACCUGGGUACGACAAACUCUUGUGUAUCUAUCAUGGAGGGCAAAACUCCCCGUGUGAUUGAAAAUGCCGAGGGUAACCGGACAACACCUUCUGUUGUUGCGUUCACGAAGCACGGCGAGCGUCUUGUUGGUCUGCCUGCAAAGCGCCAGGCCGUUGUCAACCCGCAGAACACCGUUUUCGGGUUCAAGCGACUGAUUGGCCGACAGUUUAAUGACAAGGAGGUGAAGCAGGACAGGGAGCACUGGCCAUUCAAGAUUGUCCCUCGUCCCGACGGGCGACCUGCUGUGGAGGUCGACCAGGACGGCAAGAAGAGUCUCUACUCGGCUGAAGAGCUCUCGUCAAUGGUGCUGACGAAGAUGAAGCAGACGGCUGAGGCUUAUUUGAACAAAAAAGUGAACCAUGCUGUUAUCACCGUCCCGGCAUACUUCAACGAUGCUCAACGACAAGCAACGAAGGAUGCAGGUCAAAUUGCUGGCCUUGAUGUCCUUCGUGUUAUCAAUGAGCCGACUGCAGCUGCUCUCGCCUACGGUAUGGAUCGCACUGACUCAAACGUUAUCGCCGUCUACGACCUUGGUGGUGGUACCUUCGAUAUCUCCAUCUUGGAGAUGCAGAAGGGUGUGUUUGAGGUGAAGUCGACGAACGGUGACACUCACUUGGGUGGUGAAGAUUUCGACCACUUCCUCGUUGAGUUCAUCUUGAAGGAGUUCAAGAAGGAAAGUGGUUCCGACUUGUCGUCUGACCGAAUGGCGAUCCAGCGUAUUCGUGAAGCGGCCGAGAAGGCGAAGAUUGAGCUUUCGUCGACACAACAGACGGAAAUUAACUUGCCGUUCAUUACUGCUGAUGCGUCGGGACCGAAGCACAUCAACAUGAAAUUGCUACGGUCACAGUUCGAAUCGCUAGUGAAUCCGCUUGUCCAGCGUACUAUUGACCCCUGCAAGAAGGCUCUUUCGGAUGCUGGUGUCAAGGCAUCGGAGGUUAACGAAGUUAUCCUUGUCGGUGGUAUGACUCGUAUGCCAAAGGUUCAGGAUACGGUCAAGGGUGUCUUUGGUCGUGAGCCCAGUAAGGGUGUCAACCCUGACGAAGCUGUUGCUAUCGGUGCUUCGAUUCAGGCUGGUGUUCUCGCUGGUAAUGUCACUGAUAUCCUCCUUCUCGAUGUCACACCUCUUUCGCUCGGUAUCGAGACACUCGGUGGUAUCAUGACGAAGCUCAUCUCUCGCAACACGACGAUCCCGACCAAGAAGUCUCAAGUCUUCUCAACAGCCGCCGAUGGCCAGACCGCUAUCGAAGUCAAGAUCUACCAGGGUGAACGUGAACUCGUACGGGACAACAAGCUUCUCGGAAACUUCAACCUCGUUGGUAUCCCACCUGCUCCCAAGGGUGUCCCGCAAAUCGAGAUCACCUUCGACAUUGAUGCUGAUGGUAUUGUGAACGUCUCUGCUAAGGACAAGGCGACAGGCAAGGACCAGUCGAUGACUAUCGCUUCGUCAUCUGGUCUUAGCGAUAAGGAUAUUGAGAAGAUGGUUGCGGAUGCCGAGCAGUUCGCUGAGGCGGAUAAGACACGCAAGCAGGUGAUUGAGGAGGCGAACAAGGCCGAGUCGGUGUGCCAUGAUACUGAAAAGGCUUUGAACGAAUUCAAGGGCGACAUCGAGUCAGCAGACAACGAGAAGAUCACGAAACUCGUUUCCGACCUGCGUGAACUCGCUUCAAAGGGUCAGUCGGGUGACGCUUCCAUCACUGCAGAGUCGAUCAAGACGAAGAUCGACGAGACUCAGCAGGCAUCUUUGGGUCUAUUCCAGAAGUUGUAUGAGAAGCGUAACGCAGAAACUAACGCUUCGUCAUCGUCAUCUUCGUCGGAGUCAUCUACGGAGAACCAGAGUACGGAAGAGAACAAGGAGAAGAAGGAGAACUAAAUAACUCUCCUAUUAUCUUUUCCGAAUCUCGAAUUUCUCCCGCCUCGGUCGCGUCCACUACUAACUAAUCUGCUCAUUCUCACUACCUUGUCCAUAUCCUCCCCACUUACCACACCUAGACUUCCCCUGUCCAUCAAAAGUAGUAACUUUCGACAUCAUGCAUCAAUAUCUUAUAGUACACUAGCAUCUCGUAUAUUCCUUGUCUUUCCUUUUCUCUACUUUCCCUUCUUUCCUUUUCUUCGAUGCGCAGUAAACAACUGAGCGGCUCGCCGGUUUGUCGUACGUAGGGAGGAGGGAAGGAAAGUUGUUUUACAGCCCCACUCAGA
Molecule: messenger RNA, 2396 nt
Organism: Fomitiporia mediterranea MF3/22
Lineage: Eukaryota; Fungi; Basidiomycota; Agaricomycetes; Hymenochaetales; Hymenochaetaceae
Product: heat shock protein
Exons: 4
Coding region: 34-2070 (678 amino acids)
Biological process (GO): protein refolding; cellular response to unfolded protein
Cellular component (GO): cytoplasm; mitochondrion
Molecular function (GO): ATP hydrolysis activity; ATP binding; misfolded protein binding
Source: RefSeq, a predicted model, not a curated record